UAUGGGAGACAGCGACGCUCAGCAGGUAAGCUUGGUUUCCUACUUGUUGUCAUCUUUGGUACCCAUCAUUCACUGCCGAAACUCUUUGAGGGGCCUCUGAAUGGUCCUUUUUUGUUGCUUAGGACUCAGUCAUCUAAAAUGAUUUAAAUGAUGUCUCUGUCUAAAAUAUUUUGUCUCUCUUUGUACAUGUAAAUUUAGUUUCAUGACAUAUAACUUUGUCUGCAGUUGAGAUAAGAAUAUUUUAAAAAUCUGAUGAUUCAACACGUGGGACCCAUAAGACCUCUGGACUUAACAGCAUUGUUUCCGCCCACUGAGGAAAUUCUGACGACAGAUCAAAAACGUGGAGAAGGAAUUUGAGCGGAAGGAAAACGAGAAAGUUUAUAAAUAGCAGAGCUUUACAAGGGUGAAGAGAGCAGAUGUGAUAGACAGUCGGUGCUUAAGGAGUUCAAACAACAGAUUAAUACACUCAGAUUAUCGUCCAAGAGGAGGGGAGGAUGGGUUGAGGGGGACGUGCGUUUGACAUGUGUGGACCCAUACACGGAUGCAGACAGAAUCAUAAACACAAAUUCAAGUGUUUUCUGUCACUCACACUCCAUGUUUACUCAAUUGUAAACACAGAAAGCCAUCCCCUUUAAGUUUCCUGCUGGAUGUUCCCAAUUCUUCCUUGCAAGAUAUCUAAAAAAAAAAAAAGGUAAAAUUUGUCAAUUAAUUGUUUAAAUCGUUUAAUUUUAUACCAGCAAUUGAAAACUAGUCCAGUAUAUAAACAAGUCUUAAGCUGUGGUGCCAACAAGUGCAAAAUAAAACAAUCUGAUCAUCAAAACCUUCCACAUCUAUAAAGCUGAUUCAAACAUUUAGAUCAACUGAUUUCAACUUUUUACACGGACAAUUGUUUGGCAUUUUGGAGUAAGUGUACCCCAUGUACAGAGACUAAGCAUUCUAACCUGUGACCCCUUUCCAACAUGCAACUUCCCACUGUCUCUUCGGGUGUUCUGCUGGAUCCACCAUCCUACCCUUCUGAAAAAAAGGUACCAAAGAAAACCCUCAAAAGACUCACUAUUUAUACAUUAUGUGAAUUUUCAUCUACUCUGGCCCUUAAACCUGCUAAAAACAUUUGAACAAGAUCUAUUUGAAGUCUAUCAGGACAGAGCCAGAUGUAUCAAUAACUAUGAAAUUCAGUUUAUGGCUGACCUAUAAUCAUACAGCUGCAGCAGACAAUUAGAUCUUGGAUGUACAGAAAAAUUGGUUUAGGAGCAUAUUGGGUUUUUUUUGUUUUGUUUAUUUGUUUGUUUUGAUUAGUUUUUUGGGGGGGCUGAGUUAGUCAAUACUCUCUGAUGGAGCACAUAAUUUUUCACAGUUUGACAUUUCCCAUCAACACCUAUUUUGUAAUAUUGCCAAUUUAAAGCAGUAGCCCAAAUCAAUCAUAAAACAGGCUCAGUUACUACCUAGUUAACUAACUCAGCGAAUGAUGACUGCAGAGAAAUGUAUCAGUGGGUACUUAUGGCAUUUGCAGGGUCAUCACUUACUGCUGGAAGUUGUAUGCAAAAGAUAUAUAUCAUUAAAUUGGAAUAAUAAUCUUUAAAAAGCAUAUAACUGCAAUAGAGAAACUACACAAACUUUGUGGUAGUGUCCUGCAGACUAUUUCCUCGUUUUAGUCUUAACUAAGUACCUUGUGAGUUGUUUGAAUGUGCCAAGUAAGGACAGACAUUGUGUUUGUUUGCUUUCAUCCACAAAUGGAUCAAAUAGAUGGAUCUACAUGUGAUUGAUACUGACCUUCAGUGAGAGGGUUAAUACACUUAGGUUAUCACUGCAGAGAUCUGUUAAAGCCAAGUAGCGGACACGUGUUUGAUGACAGUUGCACAUAUGUUGAAGGAAUUAGGUACCACUCUGCUUUGAACUGCAUGGUUAACAAGUGGUGUGUAUGCAUUUGUGUGUGAGUAUUUGUGUGCGUGCGUGUGUAUGUACUUUUGGUAAAAUUAGCAUUAAUAUAAUUUCUUACGAGCAGACACAUUCACACUGUUUGUGAUCACUGUAAUCCACAAUAAAUGCAGGCAGCAGCUGUUCCACUUUGAGAGACUGAAGUAUGUUAGUCUGAUAUAGACACAGUGAUUUGGUUAUAUAAAAUGUUUGGUAUUUCAGAAUGGGAUUCCGUAAUGUCUUUGUGUUGUUGUGCAGUUUAAUAAUUCAGGACUCUGACUUGGUAGAGUGGAGUGCAAAGACUUAAAAGUACAAUAGUCCACCAUGGCAUAAAUCUGCUUUUUCAUCCCUGAUAUCUCCACAUGCAAGUCAGAUCUGCAAUUAUUGUCAUUCAUAAGUUGGGUCCAGAUCCACUCCAAAAAUUCAUGGGUUCAUCUUUGGGCCAUCCUACAGUCUUUCUCCAAAAUUUAUGAGAAUAAAGCCUGCAGUUUUUUUUUGGUUUUUUUUUUCGUAAUCCUGCUGACAAACAGAUGAAAAGACAGCAUCAAAAAACACAAACCCUUGUACAGAGUUAAUAAAGGUUUAGGGACAUUUCCAAAUGUUAUAAGCUUAAUAGUUGGGUCUGUCUUUGAAAAGAAAGUGUUAGUCUUAAAAUAGAAGAGGAAAAAGACUCAAAACUAAUCUGUGUAAAUAAAUGCUUUUAUAACCUGUUUAUUAGGUGAAGAUAAGAGAAGCACUCACCCACAUUCCUCUACAAAUUCAUGUAUAUUGUAUGUGUGUUAUUUACCAGGUUCACAGUGUAUUGUAGGACAACAUUGUUGCACUGCAGGGACCAUCCUCAUUUGCCUCCAUAGUACUAGGGGGAGUAUGGAGGGGCGGAGUGGGGAUUAUAUCUCGAUCCCUUUGCAAAGCUCACACCAAACAAUCAACCAUUGGAUAUAAUCCUCUGAGACACACAGACAUCCGCACACAGUUACAAACACACACACUCACUCACUCACACACAGAUGCCCCUUAAAAAACACAUUUCAAUAGGCUCAUUAAAUACAAACUCAGGGGUGUCAAAUUUUUGUGUAAAUUUGAACGUUUUUGAUAACCACAACAGUUAAACUGUGUUCAGUUGAGCCUUUUAAACCAUAAUGGUCAUAUUUACAGUAAUCUAUCAAAAAAAAAAAAACUUUCAGAAAAAAUAAAAAUUAUUGUUGUAUAAUAAAAGAAUAAAUUUCCUUUUGUGAAGUAAUUAUUCAUUAAAUACAUUUAGUAAUAUCAGAUAUGUGCAAUCAUUUCAUGGUAUUGCAAACCAAGAAAAUUCAACCAUUUGAUUCUGUAGUCGUAAUCAGCACAAACUAAUCUUAAUGAAUUCAGUUAAACUCAGUCCAAACUAAGUAAUCAAAGAGAAUGUUGUUCAUUGUACCUUAAUUGACUCAAAUUUAACUCCGUUCACUCAAGUCAAUCCAAUUCACUUAGUUCAACUCAUCUUACAUUCAUGCAAUGUUAUUUUUCAAUCCAAAUGUUUUAGUUUAUUUCAGUUUAAUUUCAUUUAGUUUAACUCUUUUGUUGUUAUAAUUUUAUUUAGUUUUAUUCCACUCCUUUCACUUCAACUCCAUCUAAAUAAGCUCACUAAAUUUGAUUUAUGUAGUUUCACUUUAAUUAGAGUGAAUUUCACUAAUCUCAGAAAAAAACAACAUUUAGGUCUAAGUAGCUUGUUGCCGAAAGGGACAAAACAGCAAAGUCCAUCCAUAUUCUGCACACAUGCUUUGUGUUAUAAAGACAGCAUGUUACCUUACAUGUGGUAAAGUGAAAGCAGAGAAUGGCUGCCUUUUACUUUGUUUUCAUCUUGAUAAUACUUUAAACCAUUGAUAAAUCAAUUACCUGACAUAUCAAUCAAACAUUUCUCAUAUCAGUUAAAUAAGUAUAGUCAUUAUUUAACACUGUCAUUUUUUGAUGUUUAUUCCUAGCAGAGCACUUGAAAUGUAGUGUUUUAUUCAAGUUGAGAUCUGAAGCAGGCAGAUGGAUUAGAGAGGGAGGAAAUAUUACUGUAUGUAUGGCCAACGUGCAUCUGUUUGAUCUCUUGGGCUUACCUCAGGGAUUGGCUGGAGACCUGGUUGGAUCAUUAAUGUGCAUUGCUAUAAAUAAAGUCAGUCUGUACUAAGAGGGCUAUAACAGCCAGCCUGAAUCUAAUUCUGAGGUAGUUUGGUGUGUCCUGCUCUGAUGGCAUGUGCACCUUUUGUUUGCAUCAGCUUGGGAUAAUUUACAGCAAUCACAGCCUGUUCGUCUGGAAGAUUACCUCAUUCUGUUAUCGUGGCCUGUCGUCCUGGAAACCAUGACGAUUAAGAUGUGUCGUAAGUACAUGGCUGAAUGUGGACACUGAUUGUGAUGUUUAUCACGCACUGCAAAGGUCAUCAUCACACAUUUGAUGGACUGGAAGGGUAUUAGACCAAGGACACUGAUGUUGGUCCAGUCACCAUAACUUUGAAACUGUGGUCCCUUAAGGCGGGAUGAGACUUUCUGACUCGCAACUUAAUGUGGCCUUUCAGGGCUUGCAAACAUCAUCAACAUCAAUCCAUACCAGCAGGAGUUGUGUCAUUUCUUCUUUACUCCUAGCUUGACUCACUUUGAAGUUGCUCUGCCUCAUCCUUGUGUUUCAGCUUUUAUCUCUAACAUGUGUGCUCUCUCAAAGACUUUGCUCCUUUUCAAAGGCAAAUGCCUCUUGGUCCACAGCCUACCUGGCAGAGUUAUAAUGCCUGUGUCAUGUUGCUUCAAAAUCCAGGAUUUACUGAAAGCUGCCCAACCAAACAGUCUAAACCUGCUGUCUUGACUUGCUGUGUUUUAUUAGGGAUGCUAAGCUAUAACAUGAUGUAACAGGCAUGUGUAUGCCAGUCAGCCCUCUCCUUGCUUGCACUUGGAUAUUCUGACUGGCAUCUGUUUCUUGUGUACCUAUAAACUGAACUUUGGUAAGUACUUUUCAGGCAAGGCAUAAAAAUACUAGGGAGUCAAUUUCAGCCCCACAAAGAUGUUAAUAUUCUCAGUUUUCCUCAAUUUGACAGGGCCACGGGACAUCCCAGUGAAAGCCUGUUCCUAGAGGCAGCUCCUCUAUAUCCUGGAGCAGAAAGAUAAUCCGUCUGUUGCAGAAGGAGGGACAGAUUUGCAGAGCAGCUUCAGAUCCUUGAGUAUGCCCUUGCAGCUUAAACUCCUCAGUGCCGCCCUCUUCAUAGCACAUGCUGUCGCUUCAUUAUGUCAGGGACUCCAUCUGACCUGUCCAGGAAACAAAGGUUUAACUUCACAGCUGGAAACGUUAACCAGAGUACUCAUUUUUAACUCUAAUGCACAUAAUGAGGGCUUAGAUUUUCUUGUAUAUGUGAAUAAUGAAUUAUUGUGACCCGCAAGAUGACAAAAAGUGUUAUAAUCACUCAGCCACCAUUGUUGCACAAGUCCACUAAACAUUAUUUUAAUUGUAAAAGUCAAGGAGGAAUUUGAGUUUUGUAGCAUGACCUCUACCACCAACUUUUUUGUCACCUUCCUGCUCCUAUAGCUAAGUACCAAACAUAGCUGCAGGUUUUCUCCAGGAGUUUUCUGUAUGAGGUUUGCCAAUAAUGACUUAAAAUUAUGGUUGAACAAGCACAUAAGUAGACUGGGAUCAAAUUAAAAUAGAUUAACUUUGCUGUCAACCCAAACGGAUGACUCUUGGGCAUGGCGACUUCAUGGCAUGCCCACAUGCCCCACUGGGACAAGCAAAUUUGUUGGGUCCCCAAAUUUUACACUGCAUUCCUCUGAGUUCCCAACAAUGCAACCAGCAAGUGUGGGGUUGAUGUAAUGAAUUUCUGUCUAUAAAGAUGGAAAAAAGGGAUAUGUCUACAGAAACCUCCUCUAGAGUUAAAUGUCAUUGCAUAAUUAGCUUCAUACCCACAUGUCUCCCUCAAACCACAUAAACCAGCUUUUGUCCAAACUUCAUGAUCUAUCUGACUCAUAUUGCAAGCAAUUGUCUAACCACCUUUAAAAGAAAGUAUUUAACAUGGAGUUAACAUUUCAAUGUGGCAUUGCCCACCAGUUUACAGUUCAACACAGAAAGACUAGAGGAUGAUUUAUACUCUCCCCACUCUUUGACUGACUGCUGAGGCAUAUGUGGUCAACUGACAUUACCAAACAAUGUCCAUGCUAAGAAUGACAUAAGGAUUGGAAAGAGGAUUUGUGAAGACUACUAGCUGUUGAACAACCUCCCCCUCCUCUCCCGGGUGCUCCGUUCACAGAGGAUUAAUUCUUUGCAAUUGAAACUUAGCAGGACAUUCUCCGCCCCCCAAAUAUACAAUUUCAGACCACACUGGCAAACUGCCUUUGUGCCUGUACUGGCAACUGUUGUUGAGACUGGAGAGAGAUAGAGAUGUGACAAGAUAAAGUGGAGGAUGAGAGAACAGAGGUGAAAGCGUGAGAGCAGACAAACCAGGUAACAUUUUUGUGCUCCACCUUGCAAACUGUAUUUUGGUUUAUGUGUGAAAGUCUGUCCCUGCUGCAGCCCAGCUGAUGGAUGAUAAUCAGUCUGAUUGCAGUGGUCUCAGACUGUGUUUAAAAGUGACAUUGAUACUUGCAGAUCUUUGGCAUGGUAACGCUUCUCUCCAGAUGUGUUUACAUAGGAUUAAUGUUUAGACAUGAUGGUGAUAAGGUCUGUUCAAUUUUCUCUGUUGAAAUGCAGUGUGGUAUGUGAUAUUGGACAGUGGACACAUUCUUAGACGUUGAUGCUUUCCUCUUAUUGAAGGUGAUGGAUUUCCAUGGAAGAAAAAUGUCAUUGCUUUCAUAACAAUUCUGUGUUGACACAGAGAAACCCAAAUAUACUUUGAAUGACAAUUUUUAACACCUGACAGCUGUUUAUUGAAAACAUUUUUUUUUCCAACUCAGAAACAUGUGAAAUGUCUUUGGGUGAUGUCUAAUGGUUGAAUGCCUUCAUAGUGAUGUGAGUUUAAAGUUUUCCAUCUUGUUCUGCAUUUAGCCUAUCCUUUUAGAUAAAUUAUGUUUCUGAAAUGUGUUUGGUCAGACAUUAUACAAGAAUCUCAUCAAUGCUAGAUUAACCCUCUUAACCUUGCUAGUAAUGUCAGUGAGUGUGUGCACCGCUGAAGUCAAGAUCAAAAUUUCUAAACAUGUAUUGGACAAUUAGAUGUGACAUUAAAUACAAAUAUUAUCAAUCCUGAGAGGAUGAAACCUCAAGAUAUUGGUGGUCAUUUGAAUUUUAAUCUUUUGUCGUCUUGAUGCAAAACAUUGAGUGCUUGGCAGGGGACCAAAACAACCAAAACUGUCAGAAAUGUAUGCUUCCAAUGUAGUGUAGUGUGGCAACACUGUGCAAUUGAAACUUGUAGUUUUGAAUAAAACGUCUUAUCACCGUCUGGAUGAAAACAUUUGGUACACACAUUGUUUGCUUUCAAGUAAGAAAAUGUGAUACCUUUGGUUGCUCUUGAAAGACCUUGAUCAGGGCCAUCAUCAGAUUCUUCCAUCUUCAUUACAUUAGAAAUACAAAGGCACUCCCAUUAUUCUUAGUUGUACUUUCAGUUUUUCAGUUUAUCCCUAAUUGACCAAUGUUAGCAUCCAAAUACUGUCACCAUUCCAUCAACCUCCACGGAUAAUGGCUGCUCACUGGUGAAUGUGCUUCUGCUCGCGGUUUCUUUCUGUGGUUGCCAAGGGCUUGCUUAUUGAUGGAUUCAUGUGUGGCCUCUGUAAACAAUAUUACAGGUAAUGGCAUUUAUCCACAUAAAAAAUAAUUAAUUGGUUAAAUAUGCAAAACUUAAGUUUGUUAACAUUUCUGCUCUGGCUGUUAAAUAUCAGCUGAUAGCAUUUCCACCAGGAGCAUGUUUUCAUUCAUGGUGUUUCACCUUUAGCCUACAGCACUGCUGUCUUCAAGUCAAGCUUGACAUGGCUGCUCAUGUGGCUGUAGACCUAGGAUGUGUCUCAUUUCAGAGACGGCAUCAGGCUAGCCUGAGCUCACUGCCGUUAUGUGGACUUAAGUACCCUGAGUGAGAUGGUCCGAUUUUUGUGAAAUGGGACACACUACCCUUCGGAGGACUUCCUGGUUGAGUCGCCAAAUGUCCUCACCCUCAGGCUCACGUCACGACUGACUUGAAGAAAAGCCGUGGAGCACAGCAUUUAUUUUUUGAUUGUGCGACCUUGCACAGACACAAAACAAUAGAUACAUACAAGCACAGAUCAUUCCCACAAAAUUCAUCCAAUGAUUGCAUGUUUCGUAUGAAGGAGUAUGAGGGUCAUAUUGAGAAUUUUUUUAAAGACUUUGAGAUUAAAGUCGUGAAUUUACGAGAAUAAAGUCAUUAAUUUAUGAGAAUAAAGUUGUAAGGUUACCUGUUAUUUCAGAGGAGAGUUGUUAAAAUUAGGGCCAUGAAGCAUUUGAAGAAACUGCUUCAGUAUAGGUUUCACAAAUAAGGAGAUACUUGAUCCUUUGGCACAUCAGCAUUACAUUGUCACAAGUAUAAAGACUUAAAAAAGAAUAUAUGAGAAAUACGUCUUUUCCACGGAAAACAAACUGGUGGACUCGGAGAAAAUCGCUGCGUUUGUGGAGGCAGAUAUGGAUAUGCUGAGGAUAUAUCUGUCAAUGCAGCCGUAAAUAUCCGUGAAUGACAUUGAGCUUUAGUUUAUGAUGUGAAUUCAUAUGCCAUAAUAAGGUGUUGGUGUCUCUGCAGGUGUAGGUUACCGCCGGUGUCAGAGACGUGGUGCUCGUCGGAGCUCGACUCCUCUUGGAUCUCUAAUGUUGAUCAUCAGUUGGAUUGUUUCCUCAGAAACCACAAAAACUCUCUGAAUGACCCGCUGAUACAUCCACGAUAACCCUACAGAUGACUAGUUACAGCCAUUUCCCCUCCACAAAAGCAGCUUUAUGACUUUAUUUACUUUAUGACUUUAUUCUCCUAAGUUUACAACUUUAAUCUCUAAAUCUUAAAAAAAACUCAAUGUGUCAAUGAUACUCGGCUGUAGUUUUGUCAGCUUUCUUACUUCAAAUGGUUUUGAUUGUGGUAGCAGAGCGGAUCAGUUCGUCUCUAAAUCUAUAAUGUUUGGUUUGCAGAUUUUAGUGAGUUAAGAGAUCAUGCUCUCGUGCAGCCUGAGCUGACUGUCUGCUGUUUUUGGAUUUCUUGUAUUUUCUUUGAAGACGCGGUGCGUCUCCAAGUGAGUCCGGCCUCCCACCCGAAAUGCACAGCUGUGCAGCGGCACGCAAAGAGUUCUGGGAUACCAAGGCCACGGAAGCGUGCAUAAAUGCACGCUUGAAAAAGGGGCGGGGGUAGUGUGGUUUUGAGACCGAAUUUGAAGCGUGCUCAGCAUUUCAAGCCAAAUGGGACACCAUUCGCGCCACGUGAUGACAUCACGCACACUUCAAAUGCGCCGUUCGACGGUGCAGUCUCUGAAAUGAGACACAGCCCUAGUGAUGUUCAUCUCAGUGUCCUCCAGUAUGGGUUUAAGCAACAGUUCACUUCCCUGUCCAUCUCAGGUCAGGGGUUAUAUCUUUUGGCUCCUAGCAGACCCAAAAGUGCAAUUAUCAGCCAAAUCUAUCACUUAACCAGCAGUUCCAUUCAAUGUUUUUUGAGAUUCCGGUUGUGUCUGUUUUUCUAUUUAGUGGGUGAUUAUAGAUAACAUCGCUAGAGAUGUUUCUUCAUGUCUUGUUUGGCUAUCACUUGCUUCGUUUGGAUUACCUGCAGUGUGAAGUCCAACUAGCCUCAGGAGAAUUUUUUUGUGAAGAAAGUCUCAUCAAGAUCCAAGAAUGCCUCUGAACAAUAGAUACUAUUCUGGCCAGGGAAUACAAUAUGAUUUAAGUAUGUUCCCUGCCAGCAGCAAACUCAUCUCUCCAACUGUCUUAACAGGCAGGAUGACAAACCGGUCCACACCUAACCAGUCCAACACAAACAAGGUAAAGGAGAAAGAAGAAAGCCAGCGAGAUGACAACACAGAUGUGGCGUAUAAAGAUGCUGGCCACUGCAGCCGGAACACCCACAGCCUGCUGCUGGGACUCACUGUUUUGGGUAUGAAGGACUUGUAAACACAGGCUCCAGAUGCUUCUUUUAUUCUGUGCUUAACUGCAACCUAUUGUCACUGAGUAGUAGAAGCUGGAAAAUAGGACAAAGUAGAGAGAAUUCCCCCAAGACACAGUAAAACAAACAAGCUUGGCUUAAGUUUUAGAGUUCACAUAAUUCUGCAUACCAGAAAACAACACUUCUGUCACAGAAUGGAAAACAAUUCAUCCAGGGGUCGGUUUCAUUGUGCAAGAGAAAAAGCCAUUUGAGUUUCAGAAAAUAUCAAGCUUAACACUUGAUGUAAAGAGCCCACAGUUCUUUCCCAUGCGAGGAGAUUGGCUUGCUGUUUUUGUAAGUUUGACUCUGUAAACACUUUGGUAUGUUUCUGCACAACUCCAUUUUUUUGUCAAAAAAAAAAAAAAAAAAAACCCUUUUGCGAAACUGAGAAGUGGCUUAUUUUUGCCUGACAUUUGUCAUCCAGUUUUAAGCCCAGAUGUAACUGUAUUAACAUAACAGGCAGUGCUUAUUUGUUCCAAGUCUCUGACAUGUCAGAUGUGAAUUAAGUUUUUGGAGGGCAAAAAGACCAAGGUUUUUUUUUCUUUUUCUGUGAAAAUAACAGAGGAUACAAAGUGUUGGAUACUUUGGAUUUUCAACGUCUUAAAAGCCCAUGAUAUUCACCCUAUAGUGGGACCAUAGAGCUCCCUACUAGAGCAAAACUAAUUUGGCUUUCUGUUUGACUAUGAGACUUUUUAAUGGUUAAGAAAAUCAUUUUGGUGUGAAUAUGCAAAAUGAUUUUGGUAAAAUACAUAUAUCUAAGUGUCUUUAGAAAACACACAAGCUUUAACACCAUCUCUCAUCUUCAGGUGUUGUCAUGGGCGUCAUGUUUGGAAUGCUGCUGCGGUACAUGAGGGUGACAGACAACAGCGCCCUCACUAUGGUCUCCUUCCCAGGAGACAUUCUCAUGAGGAUGCUGAAGAUGCUCAUCCUGCCUCUAAUCAUCUCCAGCCUCAUCACAGGUGUGCUGCCACUCAAACAUAUACAAACAUCUGUUCACUUAAAAUCCAAAGUAACCCACAGUCAUUCUAUUCUUGUAUUUAUGAUGGAAAUGAAGCAAAAAGAAACAGUGUACUGUUGAUAUGUUAGUUGGUAGCUUGGUAUUUAGCUUAUUAAGCUGUUUGGUUUGUAAUGAAACACCUCUAAAAUGCCCAUGCUCAAGGGUAAAAGGUAAAGACGAAAUUGAUUAUUUACCAUUUACUCAAGAGAAGAUUCAGCAAGACUGAACUGCUGCUGCAAAAAGCAACAUAAAUUGUGUAUCAUCUGCUUGCACUGUCUGUUCUGUUUUAGGUCUUAUUCACAAAGAAUACAGCCCGUAUUAUAUUCAAGCAAAAAUACCCACACAGCUCUGUGUAGUUUCCUCCAGUUUUACACUUUAUUGUGACUGAGAGGAGCCGUAGAUAGGCAGAGCUGCACUGUGCACUCUCAUCCUGACAGCUUUAACUUACACAUAGAUGUAAAAAGAGCUGAAUGGAGAGGGAAAGUCCUCACCUGUGUGUUGUGAAGAUGAUUCAUGACGUGUGUAACAAAUUUCACAGUUUAUGGCUUAUUUCCUGGAGCUAGAUAGCAGAAAGUAGCCCAAUCAAAUGAAAACAAUCCACUCCAUUAUGUAAAGUAGCACCACUUGUAUGCGUGGGGAUGGAACCCCUGGGAUAAAGGUGGGGUAGGCAGGAUCUGAGAAAGUGCCAGUUUUUGGGAGAAGUCUUGAAUGUAAACUCUACCCCUCCCAACCAGUUUUCCCUCAGCUCCUCCUCUCCCCUCCCUCUCUGCUCCAGCAUGCCCCGCCCACAAACAGACGCCCCUGCUCGCUCGUUUCAUUCCAAUUAAAUUCAGAUAUAAUGCAGAUAAAUACUUAAGACAGUUACAAAUGGGGCCCAGUCAACGUGAAAGUAAAAAGCAUUGGUGCUUAACAGACUACCAGAAAACACAAUGUUUGCAGGACUUAAAAUGACAUAUUACAGGACCGAGGUAAACAGUUUAGCGGUGCUACAAAAUGCAGCAGGUCCCGUUUGACAAGAAGAUCCACUUCUGUUACAGACACUUGGCUUACUUUGUUAAAGCGGUUUACCUGUCCAGCAGACAGGUUACAGGGUCCGAAAGAUCCCAAAGCGUCGCCCAUCGUUUUUGCUUCAUUUAUGUUGACCCAGCUUUUUAGCUCUUGUCCAGUCUACCUCCUUUUUAAGCGCCUGUUAUUCCACUAGAAUCUCCGGUAUUUACAUGUUUUCUUGCUUGUGUCGGCAGUCAUGGCCAAAGGAGGAUUUAGACAAUUUUUCGUACUUUCUGGGUGGUUUCUACUGUCCAAUGUUGUGGCACGCUAACUUUGUUUGGGCUCAUGUUUUGAGCGUGCCUCAAAACACAAGGGAGCAGCGUCCGCCUCACAACCAAUCAGGUCAGGCAGGAGGAGACUGGCUUUGUUUACAGACAGAGAGAGCAGGUCGCUCAAAAAUUUUAAAAUGUUGACUACACAGACAAAACAAAACACAGCGAUAUUGUUAUAUUACCAAGUGUCAUCAAUAACUAAUAGCUAUUCACUAAUAUUAAAAGCUUUUUUGUUUUUACACCACAAAAAAGAUGCGUCUUUAACAGAUUCCUACCUACCCCAAUUUUAAGGUUAUUAAUACUAUUAAGUUAAUGACAGAUUUUAUGUAUGCAUAUAUCAAUAAUUGGUCAUCCAAAGGUAGAAUUGAUGUCUUGGUUAGUAAAAAACUUGAACAAAACAGUGCUAGUACUCAUGCGCUAUCUGACUACAUAUGGCCUGUGUUUGUACAUGCGUUACGGCUCAUUUAAAUGUGCAAAACACUGACUGACAGAGGAACUGUUUACCCUACAGGACAGGCAGUGGAGUGUUGAACCCAUUGUGCUGGAUUUGUGGAUUAGACAAUAUUUUGAGGCUGAUCGCACAGCCUCAGAAUUUAACCGUGCCAAUGUACAUGAUUUUCUGUUAAAAUGAAGAACUGAAGAAUGUUACUGCACAGAAGUUUCACAUUUACUCAUUUUAAGAGGAGUAUUAGUAUUGCUAGCUCCGUGGCUCAGAGCACUCUGGCUAAAAGUCAGCCACCAGUACACUGACAUUUUUUUUAUACUGAUCACCUGCAGCUUAGAUUUGUGUGCUAAACAUUCACAUGUUGAAAUGGUUUGUUCCCUCCAGGACUGGCAGGUCUGGAUGCUCGCUCCAGUGGCAGGAUGGGUAGUAGAGCUAUGGUAUAUUACAUGUCCACCACCAUAAUAGCAGCCAUCCUUGGGGUCAUCCUGGUUUUGGGGAUUCACCCAGGGAACCCUAAACUGAAGGCAAGGCAAGGGAAUGCAGCCCCAAAGAGCCAAGAGGUCAGCAGUCUGGACGCUUUCCUGGACCUGCUCAGAAACCUCUUCCCUGAGAACCUGGUGCAGGCCUGCUUCCAACAGGUAGCCCUGGCAUCCUAGUCAUACCUCUAUGUAUUUCUAUCUUUUGUCUUCUUGAGUCUUCAUAAAUGCAUACUUUCAGGUUAUGAGCGCCGAAAAAGGAGAUGUUGCAUGGAUGGAAUAAAGGUGCUUAAAAGCUCAACCCUUCAACCAUCAGCUUACAUCUUAUAUACAAGCACAUUAUGGUUAAGGAAAAUAAAAUGUCUGUGUCCAUGCUUUAAGUGCAAAACAAGUUUUGACCCGCUGUUCUUAAGCUCCAUGACAGCUGCUAAAUCAACCUUGAGGUGGCAUUGGUUUGUCAACAGCUACUAUAACAGAUUGUAACACAGGUAAUGUUACUCAUCUGUUCAAAGUGUUAGCUGUGGAGUUUGACAGAAUGAAAGAGCAAAGGGAAAUCGCUAACAAGGGAUGUGAUCUCUAGAGACUUCAGUCGUCCUCCAGACUCCAUACUCAAUCUUUCCGGCAGGUGUCACUUGAGAGGAUUUUGACUCAAAAGGGUUUGGCCACAAAAGACCAAAAGGCCAAGGCUCUUUUCUGUUGAAAAGAGUUUCCUAUAAAGUGUCACUGCCAAGACAUGGGUGAGGUUUGAAAUUAUACCAAUACACACAAAGACAAGCACAACUCUCAGAAUUCCAGAGAAAGUAAACAAAAAAAUAAUACAGGCUAACAAGAGCAAUUUCAUACUCUUUGACCUGAGGAAACUACAGCCAAACUACAAGUUGAUUUCGAGAAAUUAACCAUUUACUUUUCUCAUAUUUUUUCAGGCAUAACCUAAAUGCUAACAGAUGAUAGCAUCUCAAAACAAAACUUGUUUUGCAUUCUGUGUUUUGACAUUGCAAUUUCAGUACUUUGUUUUACACUGUUGAUUACACAAGAAAGGCAAGAUGGGAUCUUACAUGACAUUUUUUCAGAUUUUUUGAGCCCUUUUUUACACCAAAUGAAUGUUUAUGGUAAUGGAUGAUUUUGUGUAUAAUAAAUAAAAAAUCAUUAUUGGCUAGAACUAGGGCUGUCAGCAUUAAUGUAUUCAUCUCGAUGCAUUUGAGGCCUGAAAUUAUGUUCCUAAAUCUCACACAUUUUGUUUUCUUCAACAUGUUUUUGUGAAACCACCAGAGCGUCUCACUACUUCCUGCCUCAACCCUUAUGAAAUAGAACAACACCACUGCACUUUCAAUGGUACUUUUCAUUCAAAAGGUUCCCAGAUGGCUCAGCUACAAAGUCAAAAGUAAUAUGCACUUUGUGACAAACACGAUAAGAAUAUCACCCAGGCACCCAAGCGAGUUUGGGCUACUACCCAUUAGCAAAACAUACAGGCAUGGUUAAUAAAAAGUAUUACAGAGGACAACUCUCCACAGACCUGUAAAUGAAACUCAAAGAAGUUGACGUUGAAGUAGCAAUUGACUGCAUGCUAGUAAGCACUAUGAAGACUCAGGUCUGUUGGGCUGUGUCCACCAAGGUUUUUGUUUAUGACCUCGGUGUCCAUGUGGCUUUAGCUGUUGCAAGGUACACAAAGUUGUUCUGCAUUUACACUGCUCUUUAUGCUGCAUUUACACUGCUCUUUAAAUCAAGCAAACUUUACAAAGAAAGACCUCUGCCAUCUUUGUUGGCAAAAACCUUAUCACAAGUCCCACCUUCUCUUGAUUCUGAUUGGUCUGUGUGUGAAAAAUGACAUUGAUAAGCACAGCAGUUGUUCCAAAAGGUGAACUAUUUUGAAGAAUGCAUUAACAAAAACCAAGAACAUUUCGGUGGUAAGGAAACUUAGUGCUUCAAAUCCUUGAAUAGAAAAAAUAAGCACUGCCAGCACGAGAACCAGCAUCAGUCAGCAGCACUGCCCCUAAAGGGUACGUUAUCUCUGGUCCUCAUCGACAGCUUCAGAAAUUGUAUUAAACUAAGAAACAAACCAAAGUGAAACUCCUGAAAAGUGCAAAAGUGCAUUUACUAUGAAUCACUGGUUCACGACAGAAUUUGUUAAAAGAUGAGCUGAGGGAUGAAAACAUUGGUUAACAGACUUAUGAAAGGUUACACUGAGGGCACAAGUAGCUACCACUACCCAUAAUCCUUUAAAUCUGCAAGUGCAAACACUAUGUUUUUCUUGGUACACUUAAUAAAAGAACUAUGAGGAGAAAUUCUUGUUACUAGUAUUAGGGCAGUUGCUUAGGAGGUACAGCGGUCAUUCAACAACUGGAAGGUUGGCGGUUCCAUUCCCCCUAUCUCUAGUCUGUCUGAAGUGUCCUCGGGCAAGACACUUCACCUAUUUUGCUCCAAGUGUGUGUCCUCCGCUGGUGUAUGAUUGGUAUGUACGUUGCUUUGGAUAAAAGCAUCUGCUAAACAACAUUGUAAUCUUGUAAUUGUAAAGUAUUGCUUAAGUAUGAGUAUGACCUGCUCUGGCUUACUCUGAAACUCUGUGUGUUUUUCUGUUGGUUGUGUGGGAAACAGAAACCUGGUUGAUAUUUUUGCCAUUCUCUUGCUAAGACCCAUAGAAACAGCUCUGAAAAUGAGUGGAGAUUAUGUUAAUAAUGCUGCAAAUGUCAGAUAUGGGUGAUGAUCUGCAGACAGAUGCUAAUGGUUGAGAGGACUAGCCAGGAGACAGAUACUGUUUAUGCAACCUGGCUACUUAAAAACAAUGAUACAAGUCUGAGUCAUGUUGUUUUCCCCUCUUCUCGCUAUCCUGUGUCCCUGAAUGUCUACUCAUAGUUGUGUGUGUGAGGGUCAGCCCUUCUGCUAGUGCUCAUCUCUUUACAUCUGUAACACUACAUCCUUGUUUACCACAGUAAGACUUCUGCUUACACAUUCAUGCUGGUCUUCCUCUCCCCACAGUACGAUCUUGUUAAGCUCUUUUUUCUUGAUUUCUUUCUUCACAUUACCUUCCUGUCUGUUUUAUUGUCUCCUUUGUUUGUAUUCAUCGGGGAUUCAUUGUAGUCAUAAAAGGUAUAAUUGCUUUUGCAGGAAGGACUUGUCCUUACCCUUUUAACCUCCUUGUUUUACUUUUCUUCUCUUUGUUAAAUUACCCUAGAACCCUUUCUUCUCUGUUUUCCCUUUUUUUAAACAAAACGUUAGUUUAUAGUGCAGUUGCCAGGCUAUUGUUGCGCACACACACUGUGAAUUACAGAGUCAAGGUCUGCCUUUUGAAUUGGAGUCAUGUUAGCUCUGUUAUUGCAUAAAAAGCCUCUUCUGACUUUGAAUAUUGUGUUUUCUUCCCUUUAGGUUCAGACAGUUUUGAAAAGGGAGUCACUUGUAGCACCGAACCAAACUGAACCCAUCAUGGUGAACAGAAAGAGACUGGAAUACAAAUGGGGAAUGAAUGUCCUCGGUAAGUUAUGUGAUUGUCCUUUUUGAUGUUCCUGACUUUCAGUCUGCUGCCUCGCUGCUCUGUAUGAUGAAGUUUCCAGUCACAUGCUGCUUUGUCUCUCUCUUAAGGCCUAAUUGGGUUCUUCAUCACCUUUGGGAUCUGCAUGGGCCGGAUGGGUGAGCGGGGGAAGGUCAUGUGUGACUUCUUCAACAUCCUCAACGAGAUAAUCAUGACCAUGGUUUCCAUGAUCAUGUGGUCAGUGUUUUGUUUUCCCUUGUGAGCAUGUGUGUGUUUCUAUGUUUGCAAACAUGCCCAACAUGUGUCUGUUUUUGCUCAUGUAAGCUAAGACGGCACUGCUUUGACAUUCUGGAGAUACACCAUGCAAGGUCAGUGACAGUGAUGGAUAGGGCGAGGCCUGUGUACAUGAGACAAAUUGUGGGAACAAGCUUGACAUCAGAGACUGGGGGGAGGGAGAAAAAGAGGAAAAGGGAGAAAGUGUGUCAGUGAAGGAUACAAACAGAUGGAAGGUUGGUAGAGAAAGAGAGAGGGUUUCCCUGGCACAUGCUGGAGUCUGUGGUAUGCUUGAGAGGAGCAGGAGUUGAGGCCCAGAACAAUGUCCCAAGGGACGUGAGAUGGAAGACCUCCAAAGUGUAAUGGAUCCACCGACAGCAGAGGAAUCACUUGGCAGCAGUGCAGAAAGCAGAUGCAAGUGGGAGGGACAGCAGGACGUGGAGAGAUGCCUGUGAGAGCACGUCUUCAGAGAGGAGUGCAUGCCUGGAGGCUUCACAGGACUCUGGCUGGUCGUACAGAGAAAGAGAGCAUAGUGGCACUCAAAAGAGAGAUGAGGAGGGAAUGAGGAAGGGGGGUAGGCGGUUGGAAGAAAAACAGCAGGAUGCUUGUCUUGCUGCUCUCCGAGGCCAUCACCAAGUGCAGCUGGACACCAGAGGAGAUGUAUCCUCAUUCAGUUCUCUCACACAGUAUAAACAAACUGGAGACUCUGAGCCAGCCAAACGCAGAGUCAAGUGUAUACAAAAACAUGUAUCAUACAAAGAACACAUCCAUCAAAUCAUGUACAGGACAUAUUUCAGCAAACAACUGUCCCUGGAAGCCAGGCUCAGGGUUCAGCGCACAGCUGACCUAUUAAAGGAGGGCGCUGUCAUAAUAGAGCCCGAUAGUGAGGCCCAGGAAUAGCUUAAAGGAAAACACUUAUCUAAUUCAUGUGUCCCACAGCGGCCUUCAUUCAUGAAGAGGAACAACUGUGCUCCGAAGCUUGAAACCAGAGAUCCAAGAAUGAAGUAAUGAAAUCUGCUGCUUUGACAGGGGAUUGAAAUUGAUUAGGUGAUGUCUAAAAUGUACCAUUUACACACCUGAAAUAACAUCUAUCUAUCUAUCUAUUUAUCUAUCUACCUAUCUAUCUAUCUAUCUAUCUAUCUAUCUAUCUAUCUAUCUAUCUAUCUAUCUAUCUAUAUCUUCAUCUAUUCACCAAUCAAACAGACAACUUUCAGCACCAAAUUUAGUUGAGGAAAGGGGUUUUUAACUUUUAAGAGACAGCUCAGUUCAGACAACUUUAUUAAUCCCAAGGGGGGCAACUUGGUUUGGCAGUCAACUCAUACUAUACAUACAAUACAUUUACAGCAACACUGGACAGGUGCAUGUUAGAGACAACAAGUGAAUAAUCAGUAUUUGACAAAAAUGAUUUAGCCUUCUGCACUUAAAUGGCCACUUCAAGUUAUAUGACUAGACUGGCAAGAACUGAAAACAGUAAGCAGUUAAAUAACAUGAAUUAGAUACGGCACACUGAGAUGCAUUGCACAUUGUAUAUUAAAUCUACCUUCUACCUUCUAUCUUAAAUCCAUCUUCUUGGAAUGUAAGUAGGGCAAGAAUUUUAGCCCCCCACUCUUGCAGGGCUUACACUCCUUUUGGCUUUUUCCUACGAGAGAGAGAGAGUAGAGAGGCCACAUUUGAAAUAUGAGAUUUAUUUAUUUAUUUUUAAAUGGGACAAUAUACAUUAACUGACCUUCACGUGUGAAUACAUGAGAUUAUAGCCGGGUGGCUAAUUUCCAUCCCCUGUCCCAUUAGCAGGUUGGUGUCAACACAUAAAACAAAAACGAACAUCAGGCUUAUUUGACAUAUUAGACACAGUUAUGAUCACAGAUCUGUUUUUUCCAUCAGCCAUGCUUUAAGGUGUUUUGAAAAGGAGGUCAGAGUUGGAGUUUGGUAUUUGGUUCCUGGUCUGGGACAUGCAAAAUGAUAACACUGCUUGACCAGAGGCACUUACUCAAAAUGGUAUAACUCAGUCACCUCUGAGGCCUGCUGUGGUUGAUCUACCAGAGUUUCUUUUUACAGACUCUUAAAGUGGUGGUGGAGUCUGAUCAUGUAAGAUUUUAUUGACGAGUACAGAUUCAGUAUAUUUUAUUGUGUAGUCCUAGUUUAGACGCUCAUGCUUUUCCAAAACCAGGCAGUGGUGGUAUGAUUUCAGGGUUGAUUUACAGGCAGUUGCCCAGCUGGUUAAGGAGUAAGACGUGUGACAUAAUCAUUGCAUCAAAGUAUAACUUGGCCGACUCUGGAGUUUAGUUUUCUCAAACAAUCUAAAGUUGGGGAAGUUCUUUUUACCCUGUGCAAAAAUGUUUGGAUCAGUGUUGUUGUCCGCUCUUUUUGAGAAGUACAUACAAACAGAUGUUGAGAUGCAACUAAGAGCUCUCAAGACAGUGAUACACAUUAGUCAUGGCCUAAGUCUAUUCCUGGGCAGCUUGCUCACUGUGUUUUGCAUGCACAUACAAAACAGCAUCAACUACGAUUGACAGAUUACAUUUGAAGGGCAACAACUUGGAAGGUCAUUAAAGGUGGGGUAGGCAGGAUUUGAGGAAGUGCCAAUUUUGGGGUGAAAUCUUGAAUGUAGCCCUACCCCUCCCAACCAGUUUUCCCUUCAGCUCCUCCUCUCCCCUCCCUCUCUGCUCCAGCAAGCCCUGCCCACAAACAGACACUCCUGCUCGCUCGUAUCGUUCCAAUUAAAUUCAGAUAUAAUGCAGAUAAAUACUUCAGAUAAUUACAAAUGGGGCCCAGUCAACGUGAAAGUAAAACACAUUAGUGCUACUGAAGAUGCCAACAGACUACCAGCAAACACAAUGUUUGCAGGACUUCUACAACUAGGAUAAAGUGACAAAGUCCAGGACCCGAGGUAAACAGUUUAGCGGUGCUACAACACGCUGCAGGUCCCAUUUGACAAGAAACACUUCUGUCACAGACACUUGGCUUACUUUGUUAAAGCGGUUUACCUGUCCAGCAGAAAGGUUACAGGGUCCGUAAGAUCCCAAAGCCUCCCCUAUAAUUUAAGUUGAUGUUGACCCGGCUUUUUAGCUCUUGUCCGGGCUACCUCCUUUUAAACACCCCUUAUUCCACCAGAAUCUCCGUUAUUUACUUUGUUUUCUUGCUUGUGUUUCCAUACUUUCUGGUUGGUUUCUACUGUCCGAUGUUGUAGCACGCUAACUUUGUUUGGGCUCGUGCAUGUUAAUCGAGGACCUCAUAACAGGAGGGAGCAGCGUCUGCCUCACAACCAAUCAGGUUGGAGAGGCAGAGAAUGGCUUUGUUAACAGUCAGAAUUAGCGGGCUGCUCAAAAAUUGUGAGAUGUGGAUCCCCAAUGUUGUAGCCAUGUGACACUCAUUUCAAGCCAUGCACCCUAUCACACUCCAUGACCUUAGAGGCUGUUGGAAGAAUGCUUAUAGGUCUGUAAUGACUAGCUAUAGUGGGAUUGCCUGAUUAAAGGAUUGGUGUGAUGGCUGAGUGUUUCCAAGAGUCUGGGAAAACUCCUUCCAUUUUAAAGGGACAUUGCAAUCUGUUCUCAAAUGAGUAACAGAAAGUGAUUUUGGACAUGUUUACAUGCUUUUAAAGUCCACAAUGUACCUUGAAGUAAUUUUCUUUCCGAGGACCAAAAAUUGGUCACAGCUUCUCUAUAGUUCUUCCUUUAAAUAGAAGUAUACUAUUGUAGUUAGAUUUGUAAUUUAAAAUCAUAUUCGGCCACAAGAAACUUCAGUGAACAAUUUUUUUUAUGAAACUUUAAACAUUCACGGUUAAAAAAUAAAACAGGAAUGAAGUUAGCCACAUUUAAUGUUUCCAGAUGCAUUCGAAAUUUAUUUACAAAGUUUUUAAUCAAUCAAUUUUGUUUGUAUCAUCCUGAUUCAUAAAAAAGUUUUACUCUUUGUUCUGUUUCUGUACACAGACUCAACAUCAAGUCAUGAGCAAAGCAUAUGCAGCCUUGGCAAGUAACAGUGGCAAAGCUAAGGCUAUGUAUAGGCUUAAAGUCCCAUUCCUUGUCUUUUUUUUUUUUUUUUUAAAUAUUUAAAUUGUUCUCAGUGGUCUUCAAAUUGUGAUUAUGAAGUUUUAUCCAAAAUCACAUUUUAAAGUUUUUGAUUUUAAAGUUGUUGCCAAAAUUACAUUACCUGUGUCUUUUUUAAGGGCUUUUCUUCUGCAGAGCUCCAGUAGCUCAUUAGCAAUUCACCUCUGAGUUGUGGGCGGAGACAGCGCUGCUCUGCACACUCCUCUUCAUGCUAGCUUGUAGCCUAAAUUGCUGGUGUAGUAGAAGUAGUAGGUAACAUAGGAGCUAUUCAGCUCUCAGACACCAAUGUCUUUAGGGACAUGAUGAAAGUUAAUAUAAUUUUUAGCUUUCUUACAAGCACUGCAAUCUGCUAAUGCACUCACCUGUUCCAUGAUCAUCCUCCCUAUUUCUCUUAGUCCGGCCAGCAUAGCGGGGUUCCGGGGGCGUAGCUUGCAGUUGUGACGCAGGAAAUAUCAUUGUGUCAAAGCCUCCCGUUUGGGUUUGCCAGAGAUUCACAGCGAUUUGAAUGCAGAAAUACUCAGGAAUGCAAUUUUGCACUUAGUUUUCUUAAGAUAUGUCCUUUAGCAUCAGAAAAAUUGCCACAUGAACAUGUAGACAACAAGAAAAACAUGAUUUUCAUCAGAGUUAGUCUAAGGCAAUGCAGAUGAUAAUGGUAAAAGUAUGUGAACCAUAUGCCGGGGCAGCAAAGUAAUGAUUGGUCCAAACCUGUGCCAGCCCUCACCAUUACAGGUAGAGAGGGUGCCUCCCCCCUUGACCAUGACUGGUGGAUGAUUGCAAAGGAGAGGGUCCUGAUAACUAAAGACUAAGUAAUGAACUGGGCCAAUCAUUGGCAGUUUGACAGAAUCUGCAUCAUAUGGGCAUCUGCCUUCAUGAGGCUGAUAUCACCAUGAUCUUUUUCAAAUGAAAAUGUUUUUCCCAUCCCCAAUGGCAGGAUAUAAAAUCUAAAACUGUCACUGGUCAUUGUAUGUGCUGACUCAGAUUAUUAGUUGUUGUUGAUUAUUUAUUGCACUGAAAUAUGCCUGACACUGUGGAAACCUGCCAGUGAUGCAUCAGUGACGUAUGCCGAUACGCCGCCGGUCUACCAAAAUACCACUAGACCAGCUGCGCUCCGCCUGCGCUGAAAGCUGACCAGGUUUGAAUCGGCGAGCUUUCAGCGCACUUUACACGCCGGCGGCGAGCAUGAAAGCGUCACUGCGCCAGCUGAUUCUGUCGACGCCUCCUCCUGCCAUGCCACCAUGCCCAGCUUGGCGGACCUCAGUGCGCCUCAGUCCACGAAAAUACCAAACUGGCUGUACGCCAGGCUCCGCCAGACAAAAACACCACUGUAUGGGGUCGGCCACCCUCCGCUGCAUCUCCGGUGGACACGAAAAUAGAGCCCAUACUGUUGUAACAUGGAGUUCUAUAAAACCAAUGUCAACGUCUGAUUGGUUAUCAUUUUUUUGUGCAUAGGUACUCUCCUGUUGGCAUUGCCUCUUUGAUUGCUGGAAAGAUUGCGGCCAUCGGAGACUUGGAGGUGGUUGCUCGGCAACUUGGCAUGUACAUGGUGACUGUCAUUGUAGGCCUGGUGAUACACGGCGGUUUGAUCCUACCGGCUAUAUUCUUCGCCACCACCAGAAAGAGCCCCCUCACCUUCUACUCUGGAAUCUUCCAAGCUUGGAUCACAGCUCUGGGCACUGCUAGCAGGUAAGACGGCCUCCAGGAAGUGUGUGUGUUUGUGUGUGAGUGUGUGUGUUAGCUCUCUGUCUGGGCAAGUGUUAACACAUGUGCGUCACAUGUUUUCGUUUACAACAUCUUUUCCUCGAGCAGCUGUGGAGUUGGGAUGAUUGAUUGACAUUGCCUGCUGCUGGCUUUCAGCUAUUAGGGUCGAGUCUGCAUGGUUGGAAAGGGGAAUUCUGUGUUUACACUAAUACAGAAUAAUCAGGACAGCAGAGCCAAAUGUGUGUAAGCACCAGCGAUCAUGGACAACUCCAUGUCAGACAGAUCCUGUGUUGUUAAUGUCUAAGCCUUCGGAUUAGCCGUCAGCAGCCAAACUGGCCCCGCUCUGUCCUGUUUGGCUCGGCUUGUCUUGUCCUGCCUGGGACCCUGCAUCAGUGCUGAAACCAACUGUCAUUUUGGCACAUUACUGAGGCUUUAGUGAAUGUGGGUAAUCCUAUCAACGUUUUCUCUAAUUAUAUUAUGACCUGAGCUUAGCAGGAGCUGGGAAUAAAAUUCCUUUAAUUCACAUGUCGGAGGAUUGCAACAGUGGCCGACACCAGCUGUUAGCGGGAAGCUGCCAACCGACUCAAAUUUCUUUUUUUUUUUUUACCCCUUCACCUCACUCUUCACCUCUGCACGUUUGUCUUUCAGCACCUGUCUACUUAUUUUAUGUCCUGCAGCUCAAACUUUCCUCCUGCUUUCUGUACAUCUGCAUUGUUUUUCCUCCAACUGAACAUCUUGUGUGGUCUUAUCUUUUUUUCCCAGUGCAGGGACAUUACCUGUCACCUUUCGCUGCCUGGAGGAAAAUCUGAAGAUUGAUAAACGUGUGACUCGCUUUGUGCUUCCCAUUGGUGCCACCAUUAAUAUGGAUGGCACUGCACUGUAUGAAGCUGUGGCAGCCAUCUUUAUCGCCCAGAUGAAUGACAUCACUCUGGACGGCGGACAGAUCAUCACUGUCAGGUAAGGCAUUAGGGUUAACCAAACAAUGACCCAAAGGGGAGUCAUCAAUCCUGUUAGCAUCUUCAUUCAGCUUUCUGAAACAACAGCUUGUGGUGUUCUGUUAGAUUCCACAUAUUGAACUGGAAUGGACUUGUUGCAGGCUUUUAUUUGUGGUAACUGCAUCCCAGGCACCCUAGUGUGUUACCAAAUUACAAACAAAAACUCAGCCACAACCAGUAUCAUGUGUGAGAUCUCUAUUGGUCUGUAAUCUUACCAGAAGAGUGUUUCACCUGGGCUCAGUGAGGAUAGUUAGGGAAUAAGGGAAUACAGGCUUUGUCAUGUUGGGCUGCAGUGUUACAUUUAGGGAUAGAUUCUGGACUCCGUGGCUGAUUCCUUGACUCCUUGAAUUUGUAGUAAUUGGGCUGGUAGUGUUUGCUACCAGACAGUCAAGAGAAGUCUAAUGUGUGUUUGAAUAUUCGAACAUUAAACCUUUGUUUCAUGGGCAGGAAAAACCUCAGACUCACCUCUUUGUUUCUGAGCCCAAAUCGACAUUUAGAGUCUGUGUUUGUUUCACAAAUUUCAUGCACUCACUGUUGCUACAUCAAGAAGUUUGUCUAGUGGCAGUUUAGCUCAUCUCAGUAGUGACCAAUAAGUCUGUUUUAAGUCACUUUGUGUUCUCAGAAUUUGCCUGACUUCAAGUAAAUUUGCAAAAUAUAAAAAUAUAUUGAUAGAAUUGGCAUUGCAGCAUUUUAACAGCUCUACGCCUGGAAAAUGUCCCCUUAAUAAAAGGAGCGUGGUUAGUUUCUUGUGUACAAACCUCUGUUGUUGAUUUUGGAGGUCUCACCCUUUUUUAAUUGGUAAGUGAUAGGAGAAGUAACAUAAACCUGCACAGCAGUGUCUCAAGUGGAACUAUUUUUCAACAUUAUGGGCUCUAUUUUCGUGCCUCACUGGAGACGUGCAGCAGACGCGGCGUAAGUCAGGUCCGCCGUGCCGACAAGGCGUUCCCAAGCACAAUUUGGUAUUUUGGUGAGCGGCGCAGCCCGGCGUAAGUAUCCCCCCUCCCUAACUCAGCUCCUCCCAGCGGCGUAAGUCGUAGCGAGGGAGGAGAGAGGGUGUGGAGUGGGUUUAACACAGCCGAGACCUGUUUUCACCAAUCACAUAAGCUCCUCUCCUUGCCUUUAAAUCCGCCACCGGCGAGGCGUAUUACUAUUUUCAUGAAGUAGUCAAAGAGAUCAAGAGAUGUCUGAAGACAGCUAUGCCACACGAUGGCGACAGAGGGCAGCUGCUCAACAAGUGUCCUCCACACUCUCUCAUCUGAGCACAGAUAGAUUUGGUGUGUGUAAUGUUGGACCCACUGGUAAGACAAACACCCUUUUCCACAAAUAAAGAUACUCACAUAAAGUUGCAUAUAUUCAAACCUUAUGUGACAAAGGUGGGUUGUGCGCACAGAUUACCACAUAAACUCCAAAAAUGGCAUUAAAAUCGGAACCACCUGUGCAUAAAGGACGCAUUGCGCUCCGUGGCCUGGCUCUUUCUUUCAUAGAUGUUGGCAUCUAAAAUAAAUUUGGCUCACAAAACUGAAUAUUAUAAUAUCCGUAUGUCGGCUUAAAGUAAAUAACUCAUCUGAUCACUGAAACAAAUCAUCUGUUCAGCCGCUGCAGCAGGACGGAGAGAGGACAUGGAGACGUGUCCAGGUCAAGCUGCGCGAGAAAUAAGAGAAGAGGAAGAAGAAAGGGAGGGAGACAAAUUAAAUAUCUUGUUAACUUCAUCAUGUGUGUCUAUUUACUAGAUAUUUAAUUUAAUUUAAUUUGAUGCGGUUUCAGCUGUGUUGAUUCGGUCAGGUUGUGUGUCCAAACGCGUGCCAAAUGCGCUCAUCAGAUCAGAUAUAGAUCAGAAUAUAUCGAUAUAGAUCUAAAUGUAUGUGCUGACUCAGAUUAUUAGUUGUUGAUGAUUAUUUAUUGCACUGAAAUGUGCCUGACACUGUGGAAACCUGCCUGUGAGGCAUCGGUGACGUAUGCAGAUACGCCACUGGUCUACUAAAAUACUACUAGACCAGGUUUGAAUCGGCGAGCUUUCAGCGCACUUUACACGCCACUGGCGAGCACGAAAAUGUCACUGCACCCACUGAUUCCCCCUGCCACGCCACCAUACCCAGCUUGGCGGAUCUCGGUUCGCCUCCGUGCGCCCCAGUUCACAAAAAUACCAAACUGGCUGUACGCCGGGCUCCGCCAGACGAAAAUACAACUGCGCGGGGUCCGCCAUCCUCUGUCGCCUCACCAGCGUACACGAACAUAGAGCCCUAAGUGUUGUGAUUGCAGCAACGAUGAUCCAACUGACACUGAGUGCCAACACCAUGAGCGGUGUUGUUGUGUUAAAAAGAGGAUGUUGCAGUAAAAAAGGCCAAAAGUGGACACACUACAUCAUAUUUUACCUUGAUUCUGGCAUUGAUCCAGCUGAGGUAAAAAUGUCCAUACGUAUGUGACAUGAGAAACUGUUAACAUGAAGUUGACAGCAUCCAGGUUUCUGAUCAUUUGUGUGCAACUGUGUCUUGAUUUUACAUCACUACACCUUUGACAAUGAUCUGGAGCCUUGACCAGGUUUUCAUGUGAUACAAAGUUCUGGUUUCCAGUCAAGCUUUCUACCAGUUACUGGCUUCUCACAACAACAACAAGGGCUUAUACAAGCCUCUGAAACUAUGGUACGAUCACAUGCAUCACAUUACAAAGAUACUUCAAAACCACAAUCAAUACCAGGCUGCAAACACGCUCAUGCCAAAAGUUUUCUUUUAGGCAUCCUCGACCACGGUGGACUCAACAGAAGAUCUUCAUGUGCACUUGAGACACCCAACCAGUUGAACCUGAAAUUUCACAUUGAAGAAAAUUACAUGUAUAACUUCUUUUAUACACUUCAAACACCAGCUGAGGGGAGGACACACUGACUUCAUCAGCAAAAACCUCUUUAUUCACUCCACUGAUCUUCUCUCUGUCGUACUGACUGUGUAGAUGUUUAAGCUCCAUGUCUGUCUCAUUACUGCUUUUCUUUUUAAUUCUUAUGUACCUUAGAACAGGAACAUAUUAUUAACUCAUGUUAACUGAAAUUUGACAUUGAAUUUGACAACAUAUUUCACCCUCAAUGUUACUUAAUCUCUGACUGUACAAAAGUAGAUAUUAUCUUGAUCAUAAAUAAAGGUAAUAUCAAGAACAUCCCAAUGUUAAUCACAAAAACAAAUCAAAUGGCAUUUAUUCAAAGGUCCAUUCUUUUCUUUUUUAUAGAUAAAUAGAUGGAUGACUGUCUUAAUCCCCAAGGGAAGUUGAAUUGUUAUAGCAGUCCAGGAAAAUGCAAUAAAAAUAAAUAAAAUACUGAAAAGACAAAAGAAUGAAGAACAAGAUUUUUUCAGUUUUUCACACAUUUUUCAGAGUUCAAUAGUCAGAAAAAAAGAAGGAAACAUUUAAGCUGCAGAUACGUGGCAUGCCCUGUAACCACUAAGCUACCGAGAUGCUCUUGUUUCCCAUUUCUGAGGUUUCAAAGAAACAUUCAUGUCUGAUUGGAUCCAGUCUUUUUGGAUUGGACUCUGCAUGUUGUGGCCGCUGGUCAUAAAUGACACUCAACUCUCUGAGGUUUUUUAUUGUGUUUCAUCAGCAGCAGACACGUCCCACGAAGUUCCCAAAUUUAAUUUUCUAAAGAACUGUUUGACUGUUGCAUAAUGGAAGAGGAAACUGCUCUUAAACACAGACCAUAUGUGUUGAGUUGGUCUGUUGAAAGCUUCUCACUCUCUGUGGGGUGGUAAUGAUCUUUAUGAAAAACACUUAAGAUGUGACACAAAACUCUAAAUUCAGAUUAACAAUAAACUUCAGUUUAGUUUAGAUCAUAUUCAAACUGAUCUGUAGUUACAACACAAACCAACAGACAAUUAUUGUUCCUGUCAUUUCAAACAUCUUAUAAACAGCUCCACUGUGCAUUCAAUAUUCACAUUUACUUUAAUGUCAGGAGUCAUUGAGGGAUUUUGUUACUUUAAACCUGUGCAAUAUUCAAAGCCAUGAAAAAAAGUGUUUGGAUCUUAGGCAAUAAAUAUAGUCCAGAUCGGAUUUCCCUCAAAGCAUCCAAACCAGUUUUAUUGUGCUGUGCUAUUAUUAGCUAAAGCCAAAUCAACAGGUUAGAAGAGAUUAAGUUAAAUUGAGUGUGUUUAAGAUGUUUGUGACACUUUUGUCUGAUGCAGGACAAAAAUGAAUGCUCUGCUGGCGUAUUGAUGAAGCAAGCUGUGCCACAUGGGUUCCAUUUAACCAUACAAAACAUUCAAAUCCACACUUUGGAGGCUGGCCCAAAAGAUCCUUCCCUUAAACUGUCAGAGCCAAUUUUGAAGAAGUGUUUUGAGACAAAAACUCCACCUUUUUAUUGUUAUGUUUCUUUCCAACCAUUGUCAACAAAGACUUUAACAUUUUCAUUGUCUGUAACUGCUUGCAGUUUGGUGGCGCCACAUUAGCACACAACAAAAAAAAACAAGCUGGUGGAUUCAUCCAUAGUUAGUGAGGAAACCUGCUCUUAACCAUUCAGAUUUAUGUGGAGUUGAAGCCAAGCUGUACUGGGGCCUCUGGAGCUCAGAAAAACUUUCAGUUAAUGAAUUGAAAAAGAGCCUUCCUCCACUGCUGGUGCUAACUGCACAGCCAACGCUUAUUUUCCUUGCAUCUUCCUUUCUGCUCUCAUCGCUGAGCCUCAAAAGCCUCUUAGCAUCACCUGCUUUUGUAGCUGUACUUACAGUAGGGCUGUACGAUAAAUCAAUUUUAAAUCGUAAUCAGAUUAUUUGAUUAUGACAAUGUUAUAAAAUCAAAAGGGUCAAAUCGAUUUUCCUCUCUAUCAUGUCGAGUGCCUCCAGGCCACAAUAGGCUCCCCCUUCCUGCGAGAGUGCUCCCCAGUUACCACACACCAGUGUAAACAAACAUGGCGUUUGCAAAAGAAGGCGAUAAUUUUGUGGCUAAAUAGCAAGAGCAAGUCAGUUGUGUGGCCAUGGUAUGACUUUGCAGUUUUGACGGAGAGCUAACCACUCCCUGCUGCAAAGUCUGUCUGAAGGCGGAACCAAUUCAAAGACAUGGAACGAAUUUAGGAGUAAUCGCAAAAGUUUUUUGUUGUAUCAGCAUUUCUGGUGACUUUAAAUGGUACUUUUUGAAAACAGGUCAGAGAGUGCACAAAUCCGUAAACAACUGCCAUCUCAUCUCCAUGUGGACGUCUAUCUGCAUCUCUCUUGAAACGAUAAUGUGACACACAGCGUAACUCUUUGAUGGCGCCUGCGCCUGUCCAGCCAAAAUAACCUUUAUACGCAUGCUCUGUACUCUUCUUCUGUCUUUUGUGCAUUUCCUAGACAGCGUCACAGUGCCACUUAUUGGCUUGGCAUAUGCACUACAUCAUUUUCUGUGGUUUUGUUUUGGGAGAUGAUAGAAAAACGUAUUAUUUUUAAAGUGACGUUUGGUGAAGUUGUCACUGAAUAAAAGACUGAAAUCAAAAAUCGUUUUCAGAGAAAAAAAUCGAGAUUUUAUUUUUGGACAAAAUUGUGCAGCCCAAACUCACAGUGCUUUAAAAAGUUUAACUUCUGCAACACUGGUACACUCACCGCUUACAAUUCUUCUUUAAGACCAAUCAAGAAGGGGCAGGAUUUCCGAUAUCAGCUUUGUCCACAAGGGUGGUGAAACACUAGGUUUCUCGGUUACUUUAGACUUGUUUUUUCAAGGGUAGCUUUUCCAGGUUUAGAGCAGCUGCUUAAUGCAUAUAUCCUGUUAGUCAAGGAAAUUUUAUGCGUAAUCAAGUGAUUGAAACUACUUAUAGAACGAACAGCAGCUCUGGACCUGAAAAUGAUACACUGGAAACAAGUCUAUGCAUGUGACAUAACCAUAAAAAGUUAUCCUUCUCUACCAUAAUGUAGAAAAUAUCUUGAGUCUGUUCUCUUUUGGAUUAUGGUUGGUUAAGGAUGAAGACUUUACUAGAACAACCAAGACAGUGUUUAAUAUUUUUAACUUAGAGUGCUGAGGAUGCAGCAACAUCAAACAAAUAAUGAGUGUGGAAAAAUGCCUCAAUGCAUUGAUUUUGAACAGAAAAUAGAGGCUACAAGCAUAAAAAGUGAACACAAGUCCUCAUAAUGUAUACUGAAUCUUGUUUCUGCUGCUGUCCACUCAUUAUCGCCCACAACAAGAUUCAACUGUUUCUCUGUUUCCUCCUAAGUAUGACUGCUACCCUGGCCAGUGUUGGAGCUGCUAGUAUUCCCAGUGCUGGACUGGUUACCAUGCUGCUCAUCCUGACUGCUGUUGGUCUGCCCACUCAGGACAUCAGUCUGCUCAUUGCUGUCGACUGGCUGCUGUGAGUCAGGUGUCUGAUAGGAGGAGAGUGUGUGAGAAUGAGGAGUCAGUGUGAUAGUUAAUUUUUAGCUCCUGGUGGCGCUGUUUCCUCGACUGACGCUGAUCAUGUUUGCCUCACCAGUGACAGAAUGCGUACCUCCAUCAAUGUGGUGGGUGACUCGUUCGGUGCCGGCAUCGUGGCCCACUUGUCAAAAGCAGAGCUUGCCGAACUCGACGCGGCUGAAAUGCAAAUGCUUCACCCAGAGGAGGAGCUUGGCUUCAUCCCUCCACCCCCCAUCCUCACAGAGAUGGACCUGGUGGACCCUCUCAAACCGCCCGAGCUGCCGCCUCGCUCCCCUCGCCCACCUAAACAAAACCACCACAGCCAUGUUCUCUCCCAGUCCCACUCCAUCACUUACUCACCUGCUCGUUCCAUCCGAUCUCCCUCUCCUCGCUCCAUACGUUCUCCUUCUCCACGUUCCGUCUGCUCCCACUCUCCCAGACCUUUCCGCACUCAUUCACCACGCCUCCUCCACAGGACAGAGCCGGGCUACUGCGCUUUGCCCAGCCAUGAGAACCAGGUAACUACCCGUGUGUGACUUUAGCUUUUCAUAAAACAGAGCACGUCUCUUUAUCAUGUACUGAUGCUGCUAAUAUGAUGCUUUUGAGGAUUCCUUUGAUGGUGAGAUUUAACUUGACAGUAGAUAGAGAGAUAGUCCAAUCAUCCACAAACUUUUUCAUUCAUCACUUUUUGCAGGUGUUGAACAAAACACUGUGUUCACCUUGAGACCUUCCUACUUGCCAAGCUAGUGCAUCAUAAAAGCAAUUCCAAAAUCAAACAUUAAAAAGAUUUUUGGUGACAAAAAAAACGUACUGAGUGUAUGAUUAAUGUUGUGAAGCAGUGGCUUGGUUUAGGAAACAACUCCUGCUGGUAAGGCUCGGUUUAUUAAUUGCUAAGGUGAUAGCUGAAGCCAGUUACUCCUACUUCUCUCGUGAAGAUGGAAUGGGGUUUAAUUUCCAUUUGAAGAUAGAUGGGGGGGAAAAGCCAAUUUCAUUCAUUAAAGACAUGAAAAGAUGUCAUUUACAGUUUCAAAAGUGAGAAUAUGUGUUUUUCCCUUAAAGCUGUGGUUCCUAAACUUUUCUGCAUAGAGUCAGCUAUUAGCCUGUAUGAAAGAAAUAUAGUGUAAGUGGUCUACAUGGGUUGAUGUUUUGGUCGUUGUCUUGUCAGAUUUCCACGAUCCCUCGCUCCUACAGAGAGAGAGAGAGGGAACGAGAGCGGCUGAGGCGAGAAAGUGAAACAGAGGAGGACGAAGAGAGAGAAAGAGUUUUGGAUGAAGUAAGCGAUGGCGAGGAAAGCGAUGACACUGCGUAUGAUCGGAGGCAUGCCAUCCCACCAGGUGACCUGCCAUGAUUGGAUUUACCAGCAAAAACCUUCCACACCAAUUAGUUUCUGUUUCACACGCAGCUCAAUUUUUCUGACAAAUCUCAGCAGAGGUCCAUGGUGGAUUUCUCACUGGUAACAUUUCAACUACUUCAAUGUCUUUGGGUUCAC
Molecule: messenger RNA, 31484 nt
Organism: Xyrichtys novacula (pearly razorfish)
Lineage: Eukaryota; Metazoa; Chordata; Actinopteri; Labriformes; Labridae
Source: the annotation of a GenBank genome assembly